AUGGGUGUCCCCGAGGAGGAGCCACCGGAAGUCACGCCGGACGGAGCGUUUUCGAGAAAACACAUCCCGGGGCCGUCAGCAGCGAAUCUGGAGACCGUGGCGGAGGCUCGAGGAGUGCCGGAAAGUGGGGUGAUUAAUCCCCACGUCGUGGAUGGGGGAACUGUGAGGCGGAACGAGAAGACCACACGCUCUGUCCGCCGAGGCUGCUCGCCCCAGUCCGGCCCCGGAGCGUCUUUCCCCAUUGCAGACCCGUUUUCUGGCGCGGAGUCUUCGUCCUCUUCUGCACUUGCGAACUCAGAACGGACCCUUGCCUCCCGUGCCACCGCCGCGCCCCCACCCCCGUCGGGGGCGUGCCGGAAGUGCCCCUACGGAACCCUGCGGGGCGACGCUCGCCUCUUCACCGUGGCGACGGCUGGGGGCCCGAGGCGCUUCUGCCGCUGCGCCUGCUUCUGCUCGGAGAACUUGUACGUGGCGCGCUACCGGCUCCACGUGCGCUUCCGGGGCGAGGAGCAGCUUCGCCGGGACUAUGGCCCGAUCCUGCGCAGCCGAGGAUGUGUCAGCCCCCAAGACUUCCAGCAGCUAUUAGCAGAGCUCGAGGAGGAGGUGGAACGGCGGCAGCGGCUGGGGCAGGAGGCGGCCGCCAGGAAAGCCCUCAUCGCACGCUCCUACCACCCGGUGCGGCCUCACAUCUACAACACGCUGCAGGAUGAGGCCCUGGCCCCUGAGUUUUUGGCCGCAGCCGAGUACAGCACAUCGCCGGGUGCAGACCUUGAAGGCCUUCUCCAGCGGCUGGAGACAGUGUCUGGGGAGAAGCGUAUCUACCGGCUGCCGGUCUUUACAGCGCCAUUCUGCCAGGCCCUGCUGGAGGAGCUGGAGCACUUCGAGCACUCGGACAUGCCCAAGGGAAGACCCAACACCAUGAACAACUAUGGGGUGUUGCUGCACGAGCUAGGCCUGGAUGAGCCGCUGGUGACUCCGCUGCGGGAACGCUUCCUGCAGCCACUGAUGGCCCUGCUGUACCCAGACUGCGGUGGGGGCUGGCUCGACAGCCACCGUGCCUUUGUGGUCAAAUAUGCACCGGGCCAGGACCGUGAGCUAGGCUGCCACUAUGAUAAUGCCGAACUCACCCUCAACGUGGCCCUUGGCAAGGCCUUCACGGGGGGCGCCCUGUACUUCGGGGACCUCUUCCAGGCACCUUCAGCCCUGGCCAGGCCCCUGGAGGUGGCACACGUGGUGGGCCGGGGCAUCCUGCACCGGGGUGGCCAGCUGCACGGGGCCCGGCCCCUAGGCACUGGCGAGCGCUGGAACCUUGUCGUCUGGCUCCGGGCCUCUGCUGUGCGCAACCGCCUGUGCCCCAUGUGCUGCCGGAAACCUGAGCUGGUGGACGACGAUGGCUUCGGCGACGGCUUCACUCGUGAGGAGCCCACCACGGUGGAUGCGUGCGCACUGACCUGAGUCUGGUUGGGGCCAGUGUCGGGGUGGCAUGGCAGGGCUCUGCCACCUCGGGUUGGGCAGGGCAAGAAUAAACUCCCUGCAGCCCUCAGGCACUUCUUGGUUCAAAAGGACACACAAGCCUCGGAGUCAUUCUCUCAGCAGACACGUUGGUUUAGGUCAGGUGUGUUAGAACCAGAGCCUGAGACGAGGAUUCCUGUGCAGGUGGUUUGUUGAGGGAAUACCUUCUGGAGAAGGGCGUGAGGGAAGGACAGGACAGGACAGGAAGGAGCUGGGCCAAGAUGUGGUUUCAGAGGACACCUAGCUUCAGCCCAAUCCCACCAAGCGUCCUAGAGCGUGAAUGUAGCAGUUUGCCCCCUGCAUCGGUUAUUGGCUCACAGGUCUGUCAAGGCCGGGCUGGCGGGGUGGGUGGGGAGGUGGUGGUUCCCAGUGGCCCAGGGAACCUUCCAGAGAAGAGUACAGGUAUGAGUUAGGAGACACCACAGCCUGGGUGAGUGCAUCUGUCUGUGAAGGGGGUCUGGGUGAGCCAUCGAUAGCAACUUCUAGUUUGGUGUCGGGCGCUUUCCACAGAGGGGUUAAGAGCAGGGACUCUGGAGCCAGACUGCCUGGGUUCAAAUUCUGAUCCUGCUGCUUCCAGCUGUGUGGCUGCAAGUAAGCCCCUUGGCCUCUUCGUGCUUUACUUUUCCUUAUCUGGGAAGUACCUAUCUCGGAAAGCUGUUGUGAGAGUGAAACGAUUUAAUGUAUAUAAAGUGCUUUAUAACAGCC
Panthera uncia (snow leopard) is the source of this 2217-nucleotide messenger RNA. It is a transcript of the gene OGFOD2, whose product is annotated as 2-oxoglutarate and iron dependent oxygenase domain containing 2. The record is from RefSeq and is a predicted model, not a curated record. The transcript is spliced from 9 exons. The coding region runs from base 1 to 1455 and encodes 484 amino acids. Gene Ontology annotation, molecular function: L-ascorbic acid binding; oxidoreductase activity, acting on paired donors, with incorporation or reduction of molecular oxygen; iron ion binding. Lineage: Eukaryota; Metazoa; Chordata; Mammalia; Carnivora; Felidae.